AUGACAAAACAACAGUUUUGGUCAACCGCACAAAUUAGCGACUACGCAUUUUUAUGUGAAGUUGGUAAAGGGAAGGCAGAGCUUGGCCCAGCGGGGAUCGGUGCAAGCCGGAGAGGGGGGGAGGGGCGUCUAGACAGGCCGCAGACGCACGGAGGCUGCGCCGCGUCUGGCUUGCACGCACACAAACAAACGGUGCAUCGGCCGAUUUCACCCGACACUAACACAGAAAUGUUGCAGUGA
Messenger RNA from Pieris macdunnoughi, 240 nucleotides. Lineage: Eukaryota; Metazoa; Arthropoda; Insecta; Lepidoptera; Pieridae. The record is from the annotation of a GenBank genome assembly.